Messenger RNA from Carassius carassius (crucian carp), 807 nucleotides. RefSeq names its product phosphatidylethanolamine N-methyltransferase (gene pemt). Bases 137 to 787 code for a protein of 216 amino acids. Gene Ontology annotation, biological process: phosphatidylcholine biosynthetic process. The record is from RefSeq and is a predicted model, not a curated record. The transcript is spliced from 7 exons. Lineage: Eukaryota; Metazoa; Chordata; Actinopteri; Cypriniformes; Cyprinidae. Gene Ontology annotation, molecular function: phosphatidylethanolamine N-methyltransferase activity.
UGUCAUGUCCGCUGUGUUGGUAACUUUGGCAAGUUCCUCAGAAUUCACGGCUAUAAAGGUGUGAGUUGUUUACAGUACAUGCUGGUGACAUGCUGCUGAAAGAGAGUAGACUGUGUGUUUGAAACACGGUCAUUUCAUGAGCGCAGACUCGCUGGAUUGCUGUGGAGGCUUGAAUAACGUGGAUUACAGUCAGAUGGACAUGUCCGUGUUGGCAGACCUGACGGAGCCCCGGUUCUGCGUGGCUGUGAUCGCCAUCAUCUUCAAUCCGUUCUUCUGGAAUGUGGUGGCCAGAUGGGAGCACAGGACCAGAGGUCUGACCCGUCUGUUCGGAGGUCCAUACACGGCCUGUUAUUCCCUCGCUGUGCUCAUCCUGCUCCUCAAUGUUUACCGCAGUCACAGUAUUACAGUGGCCAUGAAGGCUCACCCUCGCUGGGAGCCGCUGGAUAACGCACAUGUGUACUACGCAGGAGCAGCUCUCAUGGCGCUGGGAUCGGUGUUUGUGAUCAGCAGCUUCAUGGCUCUGGGCGUCACUGGCACUUUCUUGGGGGACUAUUUUGGCAUCCUCAUGGAUCACAAAGUGACUGGUUUCCCCUUUAAUGUGAUGGAGAACCCCAUGUACUGGGGCAGCACUGCCAACUACCUGGGCCUGGCCUUAAUGAGCGCCAGUCCUGUCGGAGUGAUCCUGACCGCUGUGGUCGGCUUGUCCUAUAAAGUAGCGAUCGCAUAUGAAGGAGCGUUUACUGAGGAGAUCUACCGGCAGAGGAGCCAGCGCUGCAAGCACAAGUAAAGACGCUCAGAUUCCUGAAA